AGGACAGCAAGGGUUUCAAGUCCCUCACCAGCAAAUUCGAGCCUUCAAGUUCUCUUACAAAACUUAACUUGGCCGAUUGCCAACUUCAACUGUUUCAUCCAUCUAUCUAGCCAUGGACGCAGUGACAAGAAUGGUUGCAGAGAGACCACUGGUGAUCUUCAGCAGGAGCACCUGUGACAUGUGCCACUCCAUUAAGACACUGAUACUUGGAUUUGGAGCAAAUCCUACAAUCUAUGAGCUUGAUCAAAUUCCGAACGGCCAGCAAAUUGAAAGAGCAUUGCAGCAGCUAGGGUGCCAGAACUUACCAGCAGUAUUCAUAGGGGGCGAGUGUGUGGGUGGUGACAGGCAAGUCAUGAGCUUACUGCUGAAGAACCAGUUAGGCCCAUUGCUAAAGAGGGCUGGUGCCAUAUGGGUCUGGAAUGAUUAGCCAUUUUCUUACCAGCAGGAGCUCUACUGCAAUGUUGAUUGAUGCAAAUGAAUUAAUUAAGGUCGAAUAAUGGUGUCCUUUGUUUCUCCUUCCCCCUGCUGCUGUUUUGAGUAGAAGGCUAUAGAGUCUAGGCUCUUUAUUAACUUGAAACUAGUGAACUUAUUUUAGCUGGCUAGCUAGGCCAGGGAAUGCAGAGUUAACUCCUCUUAUGUUAUAUAAGUUAGUGGUUUUUAACUUUAUAAAUAAAAAGUAGAGUUACCUUUAUUAAUAUUA
Molecule: messenger RNA, 700 nt
Organism: Manihot esculenta (cassava)
Lineage: Eukaryota; Viridiplantae; Streptophyta; Magnoliopsida; Malpighiales; Euphorbiaceae
Product: monothiol glutaredoxin-S6
Exons: 1
Coding region: 113-427 (104 amino acids)
Source: RefSeq, a predicted model, not a curated record